AUGUCAAUUAUGUCAAAUAAUAAAAAAUUGUGACGCUCAGUUUUCAGUUUCGACUAUUUAUUUUAUUGAAUAAAAGAAAUAUAUAAAACUACUUUAAUACGUAAGUCAAAAUGAACGCACCACCGACAUUCGAAUCAUUCCUUUUGUAUGAUGGAGAGAAGAAGGUUCAAAAAGAAGAAGACACAAAAGUGACCAAUGCAGCCAUAUUUACUGUGAACAAGGAGGAUCAUACUCUUGGAAACAUGAUUAGGCAUCAACUGCUAAAGGAUCCUAAAGUACUGUUCGCCGGGUACAAGGUGCCUCAUCCUCUUGAACACAAGUUUGUGCUGCGCAUUCAGACAACGUCAGAUUACACCCCACAAGAAGCUUUCAUGAAUGCUAUCACUGACUUAACCUCUGAACUGUCAUUGUUUGAAGAAAGAUUCAAGGAAGCAAUAAAGGAGAAGAAAGAAGGAUUAGAUUAAUUAGCUGUAUGAAUACUUUAGACUUAAGAGAGCUAUUGUAAGUAAGUGUAAGAAUAAAUAAUGAAAUAUGUA
Molecule: messenger RNA, 536 nt
Organism: Trichoplusia ni (cabbage looper)
Lineage: Eukaryota; Metazoa; Arthropoda; Insecta; Lepidoptera; Noctuidae
Gene: Rpb11
Product: DNA-directed RNA polymerase II subunit RPB11
Exons: 4
Coding region: 111-464 (117 amino acids)
Biological process (GO): transcription by RNA polymerase II
Cellular component (GO): RNA polymerase II, core complex
Molecular function (GO): protein dimerization activity; DNA binding
Source: RefSeq, a predicted model, not a curated record